Molecule: messenger RNA, 627 nt
Organism: Beauveria bassiana ARSEF 2860
Lineage: Eukaryota; Fungi; Ascomycota; Sordariomycetes; Hypocreales; Cordycipitaceae
Product: AIG2-like family protein
Exons: 1
Coding region: 1-627 (208 amino acids)
Molecular function (GO): gamma-glutamylcyclotransferase activity
Source: RefSeq, a predicted model, not a curated record
AUGAACACCAGAGAGGUGAUUGUCGAGGAUGUGGACUCGCAGGGCGACAGCCAGCAGUCGCAGGACAGCGUCCUGACCGUGAUCCAGGAAGAGCGCCACGAGGUCCUCUACUUUGCGUACGGCAGCAACCUCUCCACCGCGCAGAUGCGCGCGCGCUGUCCCCUCUCCACCGCCAUCGGUCUCGGCUUCCUGCCUCGCUGGCGCUGGAUCAUCAACUCGCGCGGCUACGCCAACAUCCUGCCCCCUUCUUCCCCUCCUUCCUCCUCCUCCUCCUCCUCCUCCACCACCACCACCGACGACGGCGUCUACGGUCUCUUAUACCUGCUACCACCGCGCGACGAGGAAAGCCUCGACCGCUUUGAGGGCGUGCCGCACGCGUACGAGAAGCUGCGGUGCGAGGUGCGCUGGGUGCGCGAUGGCGACGGCAAGCUGCUCGCCGGAGAGGAGGGAGGGGGUGAACCGGUCAAGGCGCUGGUGUAUGUGGAUGAGCGGCGCACCGACGACGGGAUGCCGGCCAAGGAGUACGUGGGCAGGAUGGAGAGAGGCAUUGAGGACGCGGUGAGGAACUGGGGCCUGGACGAGGGGUAUGCGAACCGGGUGAUGAGGAAGUGGUGGACCAAGGUCUAG